UUUUUUUUUUUUAUUACAUAUAUACCGCAUAAUUAUGUCUUCUUCUCAGCACGACCACCCCGAAGAACAAGAUAUUGUAGAAGAAGAAUAUCUACAACAAGACGAUGUCUAUGAAGAAGAAGUACCUGAUCUCGGUCAAGGUGAACCCAUGGAAGAAAGUGACGAUGAUGAUAUGGAAGAAAAUCCUUUGGAAGGUUAUGAUGUACGACAAUCUGAAACAGACGAAAACUUGAUGGAAUUAGCUGAUGAUUCUGUUCAAGGUUUUUUUGAUCAUCGAGAACCUGUAUAUGCUGUGGCUAUGCAUCCAAAAGAUAACCAACUUAUUGUUAGUGGAGGUGGUGAUGACAAGAGUUAUUUAUGGCGUGCUGAUACUGGAGUCAAGUUAUUUGAAUUGACAGGUCAUACUGAUUCAGUUACUGCUGUAGCAUUCAGUGUGGAAGGGGAUUAUGUGGCAUCUGCUGGUAUGGAUGGUCGUGUCCGUGUUUGGAAAGUGGAAAAUGGUGAAUUAUGUACUUCUGUUGAAGGUCCUGACGAAGUGGUGUGGAUGAAUUGGCAUCCAAAAGGAAAUGUAUUACUUGCUGGUGCUUCAGAUUCUACUAUUUGGAUGUGGGCAAUGCCAUCUGGAAAAUUCAUGAAUAUAUUUAAUGGUCAUGCUGCGCCUGUGACAGCUGGUCGAUUUACUCCUGAUGGAAAACGAAUUGUGUCUGUAUCUGAAGAUACAUCCAUGAUUAUUUGGGAUCCCAAGACAGCUGUUGCUGAAUUUCGUUUAUCUGGUGAAGAUGCUAGAUUCCAUCCUGAACCCAUUACUACUUUGGCCAUCAAUAAGGAUAGUACUUUGGCUAUUUCUGGAUCUAUGGAUGGUAAAGCUCGUUUGGUAAAUAUUACCAAUGGUUCUAUUGUAGCUUCUUUAGAAAAUCAUUCUGAUUCUGUGGAAACUGCUGAUUUUUGUGAUGUUCUUGCUCUUGCUGCUACUGGAUCUGUGGAUGGUACUAUUUCUAUUUGGGAUGUACAAACACAACGAUUACGAUCUACUCUUAAUCAUGAAGAUGCCAUCAUUAAAGUCAAAUUUGUUGUCAAUUCACCUCUUCUUGUGUCCUGUUCUGCUGAUCGAAAUGUGAAAAUGUGGGAUGCUCGAACUGGUGUAUGUGUCAAAUCAUGGCAAGGUCAUCGUGAUGCUGUUCUUGAUUUUGCGGUAUCAGAUGAUGGACAAACAGUGGUGACUGCCUCUGAUGAUGGUGCCUGUUUGGUGUAUAAGCUUUAGAUAUAGCAUUCCAUUUUCAUUCCUAUCUCAUUUUUUUAGUUCAUAUCAUCAUGUAUCAUUUUUUUUUUUUUUUUUU
Halteromyces radiatus is the source of this 1337-nucleotide messenger RNA. Its product is annotated as WD40-repeat-containing domain protein. The transcript is spliced from 9 exons. The record is from RefSeq and is a predicted model, not a curated record. Gene Ontology annotation, molecular function: protein binding. Lineage: Eukaryota; Fungi; Mucoromycota; Mucoromycetes; Mucorales; Cunninghamellaceae. Bases 35 to 1261 code for a protein of 408 amino acids.